Aureobasidium subglaciale EXF-2481 is the source of this 846-nucleotide messenger RNA. RefSeq lists its product as uncharacterized. NCBI's taxonomy places the organism in Eukaryota, Fungi, Ascomycota, Dothideomycetes, Dothideales, Saccotheciaceae. The coding region runs from base 1 to 846 and encodes 281 amino acids. Gene Ontology annotation, molecular function: oxidoreductase activity. The record is from RefSeq and is a predicted model, not a curated record. The transcript has 3 exons.
AUGUCUUCCCAAUUCACCCUCCAGACCACCCUUCCUCUGCCGAAUUCGUCGGUCAAGAUCCCCGCUCUCGGUUUCGGUGUUUACCAGUCGCACGGCCCUACCUGCAAGACUUCGUGUUUGACCGCCCUUGAGGCUGGUUACCGCCAUAUUGACAGCGCACAAUACUACGCCAACGAGCAGUUGGUUGGUGAUGCUGUCAAGGAGUCCAAUGUCGACCGCAAGGAUGUGUUCAUCACCACUAAGAUCCUGAGCCCUGGCAAGGAUGAGGAGGAGACAUACCAGUCACUCGUUGAGAGUGUGAACAAGAUUGACAAUGGCGGUUACGUCGAUUUGUUCUUGAUCCACAGCCCUAGCUCUGGUCCUCAGGGUAGAAAGACCAUGUGGACUGCUCUUGAGAGACUGCACAAGGAGGGCAAGGCAAAGGCCAUUGGUGUCAGCAACUUCGGCAAGGGUCAGAUUGAGGAGCUGAAGUCGUUUGCUCAGGUUUGGCCGCCGCAUGUCAACCAGAUUGAGCUGCACCCCUGGAACCAGCAGCGCGUGGCUGUAGAAUUCUGCCAAGCCAACAACAUUGUCGUUGAAGCCUACUGCCCCCUAGUCCGCAACCAGAAGGCCGACGACUCGACACUCAAGUCGCUCGCUGAGAAGUACAAGAAGUCGACUGGUCAGGUCUUGAUCCGUUACUGCUUGCAGAAGGGAUGGGUUCCUUUGCCCAAGAGUGACACUCCCAGCAGAAUAAAGGAGAACGCAGACAUCUACGACUUUGAGAUUAGCAAGGAGGACAUGACCAAGUUGGACGACCUGGAUCAAGGUGCCGAUGGUGCCAUCGUUCAGGCUGUAGACAAUUGA